Molecule: messenger RNA, 1923 nt
Organism: Penicillium lagena
Lineage: Eukaryota; Fungi; Ascomycota; Eurotiomycetes; Eurotiales; Aspergillaceae
Exons: 1
Coding region: 1-1923 (640 amino acids)
Source: RefSeq, a predicted model, not a curated record
AUGCCUGCUAGAUCGCCAGGCAGUCGACUCCCGCGCGCUGAUGUUCCUCGUACGAACAAGGAGACCAACAAGAACAACCUGGCGCAAUGGAUCCAGAAAGCGCAGCUGGAGAAGCAAAUCUCGGAGGAGGUAGCCAACACCCAGGCAAUCAAGGAAAGAGCGCAACAGCAGCAGCGGCAGAUCUACCUGUUGGGCAACCAGGUUAGCGAGUAUGAGGGCAUCAUUCACGGCGGCGAAACGCGAGCUGAUGUGAACGCAGCAAAAGCCAAGGAGCUUCGAAAGUCUCUGACGCGGGAGAGGAAACUGGCGCAAACCAAUGAGGACUACACGCAGCAAGUCGAAAAGCGGUGCGACGAGCUUCAGAUGAUAAAUUCGAAUCUGCGACGAUCUGCGGCGGAACGGGAGAAGACCUGGAAGAGGCAGUUGGCCCAGACGGAGAAGAGGGUUCACGAUCUGGAGGAGGCGCUCUCGACUUCGUCUUCCGGUUUGCAGACGUACAGGCAGCACGUGCUCAAACAUGUGGAGGGAUGGACUUUAUUGAAGGAUGCGCUGAGGGAGCGCAAUGAGCUGGAGCAUCCGGAAAAGGAACGGCUCGGUCGUCUUAUGGAGAAUGUCUUGCAGGUUAUCAGUGGCUCAGAGACCCUGUGUCAGUCUGUCAUGGAACAAUUACGAGUUCGACGGAAUGGCAAGAGCGGUGGGCAGCCGAGAAGACCCGAACGCCUGUCUACGGCAUUGGAAGAUGUGAAAAUGAGUGGCUCCUUCGACAGUUCGGACCCUAAUCACGAAUCGACAAUGCCCAAACCAAUGAGUAUCUGCUCCGUUAUUUCAGACAGUCCUUACGAUGGGGAUAUCAACAUGGAGAGCUCAGAUCCAUCGACGGACUUCGCCAUGUCCGACUCCACAGACACGGAUUCGAUGGUGCUGGACUCACAGAGCUUCAACAGCUGGGAUUCCGACAGCCACCCUCGCUUUCCGAGUCCUCCUGGGAGUAUUCGCUUUCCCUCCCGAAAGCGUGCUGGGUACAUCUGUUUCCCGGACAGUUCAAGUUCAUCAGAGCCCGAAGAUGACCGUCUCAAGUUCAAGCACAUCAGGAUGGUUCCCCGAUCCUUGCGGCAGGCCAGGGAAGGCAUUCCGAACAGCAAGGAAGUGGAGCGGGCCAAGAGCUCUUCUGUCACGCCGACACAGUUAGGUACGACUUUGGCUUCUCGCAGUAUCAACCUGCGGGUUGUCGACGCAGUGACUGUGUACACAGUUAGCCCCACGUUCCCCAAGCUCCCUCUGCAUCCACCGCUUCCGCCAUCGUUGUCGUACGGAACGCAGACUGAAGAGCCGCCGCGUCUGGAAAAUCAUGUUGCUGUAUCCGUUCACUCCGAUGGCCUUGACCGAAAAUCUAGGCAGACGCAGACCAAUGUUCCCGAGUUUGCGCCCCGGGGGGUUCAGAUGGGCGAGUCCCUCGCAGGAUACAUCGAGACCAAGAAGCAAGUCGUGUCCCGCCCAAAAACCCAGAAGCGCACAACUCAGGCACCGUCCGUCGACGAAAGAGUCCGCAGCCUGAUGCCAUGCACAUGGCCACAACACACCACCCCCGAGCCGGGAGAUCAUCCAUCGACCACGAUGAUGGGCACCCAGCGACAUGUCCUAGCAAACCAGGGGAAGAGAGUUCGCCUGGCACUCACCCAAUGGGCCCUGCGCAUGGUUCAGAAACAUCGCCACGACCUGAUCUUAGGCAUGAUCAGUCUGAUCACGCUGCUGUAUCUCUGGCAUGGUCAUCGGGUGCAUCGGGAGUGGAUGAUGGUGAACCAGAUCCCGCGUACUGUCAUGGCCGAGUUGCGCCACCGGCGUGUUGGGGAGUUUCGAUGGAUGGAGUCGAUACAGUACGAGUUAGCACAGUGGAUGGACGUGGACCGGGUGUCGUUGGGCUAG